Eurytemora carolleeae is the source of this 928-nucleotide messenger RNA. RefSeq lists its product as uncharacterized. The coding region runs from base 124 to 600 and encodes 158 amino acids. The record is from RefSeq and is a predicted model, not a curated record. Lineage: Eukaryota; Metazoa; Arthropoda; Copepoda; Calanoida; Temoridae. Gene Ontology annotation, cellular component: membrane. The transcript has 6 exons.
UGGAGAGAGUUUAAGGACAGACUAGCUGGCCGGGCAGAAUAGGGCAGACCGGCCCCUUGCAGUGGGUUUCAGGCAGCUUUACACGGUACAUAGUGAACAUAUAGUUGAAGGAAGACGAUCAGGAUGCCGCUGAUGCUUGAGUUAAAAUACGAAUACUUCCCGAACACGUGGCCGGGAAGGAUAAAGCUUGGAGAACUGGUUUUGGGAUUAUUGUGCAUGAUGUGCGCAGCUCCUGCUUAUUAUGCCACGCAACAUUGGUUUCUACUAGUUGUUACAUUUGCAUUCAUAGGUUCUUUGUUUUUCUCUGUGUACUAUUUAUGUCUGGCUGAACCCCUCAACAAGCUGGGAGUAAACUGGGUGAUGGCGGAGUUCUGGUUUACAGCUGGCAGCACAUUCUUCUAUUUCACCGCCUUCCUCGCUCAGCUCGUCGACUUCGCCGGGUGGGAGGACGAGGAGUUUCAGUACUGGAUAGAUGCACAGAUAACAGCUGGGGUAUUUGGACUUAUGAACACUGUACUGUAUGGUGCCGGUGGCUACCUAAUCUAUGUAGACUGGCAACGAAACCCUACUGGUCUUGCCCCAACUCCUACCCCAGCAUAAAAGGCUGUGAUAACUGAUCAACCAAACCAAAUUUAGCUGUCGUCUUCCUCAAAAAAUGCGUAAAUUCUGUGUAAGCUUCACAAAGACGCGGCAUCAUCAAGAAAUAAGAACACUCACAACCAACCCACUGCCAAGCCUUGUGACUUUAUAACUUAGAGCUUUGGAGAAAAUUUUUUUAAUAGAUGUACCAAAUAGGCUGACAACCCACUCUGAAAAAUAAAAAAUUUAGAAUAUUGUGUGAAAGGUUGUACUAUGUACAUGAACCCUGAACUUGAGAGCGAAAUAGUGAUCUAAAAAGAUUUGGUAGAAUAAAGGAAUGAAUGAUUUA